This is a messenger RNA of Periconia digitata, 1899 nucleotides long. The record is from the annotation of a GenBank genome assembly. NCBI's taxonomy places the organism in Eukaryota, Fungi, Ascomycota, Dothideomycetes, Pleosporales, Periconiaceae.
AUGCCAAAGGUGAAUCGCUGUAUAUUUCCAGAACCUGAGUAUAUUAUUCAACUCGUCAAAUCAGGACAGAGCCAAUCGAUCGUCUACAUCACCACUGGCGCUCGCGCCUAUCAACAACUUUCAAUACCUGAAUUUCAGAGCCCAAAGAUGCGUGCCCGUUCGCACAGUGUCGACGGCUCGUAUGCUCGGGUGGAAAGCACUGCCCUUCUGUCCGAUCCAAUCGAGAUGAUCCAGACUGAACAUGGCCGGGACCUCGACUCUGUAUUGGAACGCGGGAUAGAUGAGUCGACUGGUCUCUCACAGAGUUUCAAUGAGGAUGUCCGAACCAGAAACAGAUGCGUCGCCGCUAUCAUUGUGGGGGCCAUUUUUACUAUCGCAUGCUUCGUCCUCGCUAUACUGAUCUGGAGUGGACACCGGGAUACAAACCUACUCUAUAGAGUCAACCUAUCGAAAUCAGACGUCGAGUGGGGCACAGAAGUCAUAUCGCUUACGAUCACCACCGGCAUCACGAUACUUUUGGAACCUUUGUCUUAUGUCCACGCCGUUUCCCUACGAUGGGCGCUUUACCGAGAAGGCCGCCUACAAUAUAACACGAACCUAAGACUCUUCGCUGCGGCGAACAGAAGCAGACCGAACCAAUGGUAUACGAAUCUAUCGUCUGCUAUAUGUUUGAUUCUCAGCUACGGCGCUACAUCGCUUCUUCUUGUCAAGAAUACCCCGAAAGCUGACACAGAAUGGUCUCCGGAUCAACCUCUAAGCGAUUUCGACUCGACUGCGACGUACGUUAACUCCAUCGCUUUGUUCUGCUUAGGUAUUGGAUUGCUAGGCCAUGUCGUGAUUGCCGCGUGGUGUCUGUGGCCAAGUGCUAGCUAUAUCCCCACGUGGAACUCCGACCCUUUGAAUAACACGUUGGCCGUGCUGAAGGGUAACAUUGAGUCGAGGCCCGGCCGCUGCUUAAUGUCGGCCGCUGAGCGAUGCUCUCCGACUGCACCAACCAAGCCUCGCAUGCUGCAGCCAAGCUUCCAGAGCACUUCAGCAUCUGCUGGCCACUUGACAAUCUUUAUGUGGAUUAUCACGAUCCUCGCCGCUGGUUGGAGUAUUUCAAUGGCACUGGUUGCCAGGAAAUACGCCGUAGAAGGCGGUGGUUAUGGCAGUUCUUGGACAUUGAAAGGCAGCUUUACCUGGACCUACAAGCCCUACGAGAACCUGAAUACAUACCCGAUAAUGAUGAAUCCUGCCGGAUAUUCCACCGGACCGAAUAUCGCUCUUGGAUGGCAGCUUUUCUGCGCAAUCCUCUUCCUUUGCGUUGUCCAGGGUGUACAAACACUUGGCCUACACUGCGCAGAGCUCAUUGUCAACGUUACACGUGACGAGAAAAUCUGGCGCAAAACCAACGCGCACCCAAAUCAUCACAAGGUGCUUCGAAAGCUCAUCGACAAUUCUACGGACGGACAAAGCAUCGGGCGCACUGCCCUCACCACUGCUCUACACAGCUGGGAAUAUGCGAUCCUCUUCUGCUUCAAAACUGCUCUUCCCUGGAUCAUGGGCCAGGCGUUCUCACUUCAAGUAUCAACAUAUGACAAUGACGGUCCACCUAUAAUGGUACAAUUUGCCAUGCUUUACCCUCGCCUGGUCAUAUACACCAUUCUAGCCUUUGUGCUUGCUUUAUUCAUCACCUAUCUAGCUUUCAGAAGACCGCAAGGACCCCAGCCCGCAACGUGGGGCCACAUACAAACACUGGCCGAUCUCAUUGAUGAUUGGAGCCUCGACGGAAACAGGUGUUUCUGGUGGGGGGAUAAAGGCGUCAAUGAUGACAAGAUACGGCAUGCCGGUGCCAGUUCCGACAAGCAAUCCCUUGGAGAGAUGCAGUUGAACGCCCUCUACGCAAACAGAAAAUGA